Messenger RNA from Oncorhynchus nerka (sockeye salmon), 4915 nucleotides. RefSeq names its product prostaglandin E receptor 3 (subtype EP3) (gene ptger3). Gene Ontology annotation, biological process: negative regulation of gastric acid secretion; adenylate cyclase-activating G protein-coupled receptor signaling pathway; inflammatory response. Lineage: Eukaryota; Metazoa; Chordata; Actinopteri; Salmoniformes; Salmonidae. The coding region runs from base 54 to 1148 and encodes 364 amino acids. The record is from RefSeq and is a predicted model, not a curated record. The transcript has 2 exons. Gene Ontology annotation, cellular component: plasma membrane. Gene Ontology annotation, molecular function: prostaglandin E receptor activity.
UUUCCGACAACUGAGACUCUUUGGAUACCAGGCUCAACGCUUCUCCUGGAGAGAUGUUGGAAUCCAACAAGUCUUUGCGUGAGAGCAAUGUCACCAAAAGUGGCAGCUGUGGAUCCGUGUCAGUUGUUUUCCCCAUUACUAUGAUGGUAACGGGAAUGGUGGGCAAUUCUCUCGCACUUAUGCUGGUAUAUAGCUCGUACAGAAAAAAAGAAAAUAACAGGAAAAAGUCUUUCCUACUCUGCAUAGGGUCGCUGGCAUUGACAGAUCUGUUUGGACAGCUUCUCACCAGCCCUAUAGUUAUAUCGGUUUACAGAGCCGAUUUGAAAUGGGACCGCAUAGACUCAUCGGGGAGUCUGUGUGCUUUCUUUGGAGUGUGUAUGACAACUUUUGGCUUGUGUUCUCUAUUCUUUGCCAGCGCAAUGGCAAUUGAGAGGGCAUUGGCGAUUACAAGUCCUCAUUGGUACUCCAAUCACAUGAAGACAAGUGUGACAAUGCAAAUUCUGGCAGUUAUAUUGUGUCUUGUUCUUUUUUUCUCGCUGUUGCCGGUCGCAGGAGUUGGGCACUAUACGCUGCAAUGGCCAGGCACUUGGUGUUUCAUAAGCACUGGAGACAGAGAGGUCCCGGGCAACAUGUUUUUCUCCAUCACUUUCGCUGUUCUUGGGAUAUUCUCACUUCUUGUGACUUUCUCCUGCAACGUCGUCACAAUUCGUGGAUUAGUUAUUCGUUGCAAAACGAAAUCGGGCACAUCUCACUCAUCCAAGCAGUGGGAACGAUUAACCACGGAGACAGUCAUUCAACUAUUGGGAAUCAUGUGUGUACUGCUUAUAUGCUGGGUUCCUUUACUGGUGCUGAUGUUAAGAAUGAUCUCGACACAGACGUCGUCACAUCACUGCAAACCGGCAGAAGUGUCUUUCACUCCUAGUCAAGACAUCCAGGUGGACUGUAACUUCUUUCUCACCGCCAUUCGCCUGGCCUCUCUGAACCAGAUCCUGGACCCUUGGGUUUACCUGCUUCUAAGGGAGAUUAUACUGCGCAAGUUCUGCCAGGUGGCCAAUGCUGUGUCCAACUGCUCCAUAGACGGACAAAAGGAGACUCAGACGGCCCUGGAUGUUCUCAACAAGCAGCCUUCUGACACUAACGGUCUGUAGAAACAGUAAAUGUACCCGAUCAAACUUAAGGAUAACCUGACCUGAUUACAUUUUUUUAAAUUCUAUCACCCACAGUCCAAAAACAGUUAUUGUGCAAUAAUGUUGUGCCACUAAUGACAGAAAUUACUUUGUUAGUGUGUUAAUGGACCUGGCAAUGCUCUCCAUGUGCACUCAUUUUUGUUUGGUUGCAUAUAUUCUAGUGAGGCUCACAAAACCAGAAUGUGAAAAUGUGACCUCUGCAACCUUCACUUUGGACUGUUAAAGCCAAUGAGUUCCAGGGGGAUUUUACAUGGUUGCUCAAUAAACAUUACAGCCCUACCAAACACAAACAGACAUUCUCAAUCAGAAGAUACCAUUUUGUUUUCCAACCAACACGUUAAAACAACAGAUGACAACUGUUAAUGGAAUAUAGUUUUUGACUUUCUGGAAUCACAUUUGCAUUUCAUGUAACAAAGUUGAUGUUAAAUGUAAUGAUGGCUGGAAUGUGUGACAUUUUUAAUUCAAAUCAGUCUUCACUUUGUCAUGUGUAAUAGACUAGAUUUGUAACCAAAAAAAAAAAAAGAAGGGGAACCUCUGAAGUGCAAGGCAAGUGUACUCGAAACUGGAAUAGAUUACACAGUAUUAUAUAUGCUAAUUGAAGAAGAUUGCAAAAUGUAUUGAUAUAUGGAAAAGGCAUUGAUAUUUGUUGUUUCUAUGUUGAACACUGAAAUGUGUGUUUAACUCUGAAUGUGCUGAAGAUGCUACCUAUUGGGGAUAUGCUGUCAUAUGUUCAGGGGGGUUCACAAUAAUUGGCACCCUUGAUAAAAAAAUGAGCAAAGAAAAUUGUAUAAAAUAAAUAGAAUUUCUAUAUUAUAUGCCAAAACAAAUAGGAAAUGUAUAUUAUUUUAUGCUAAUAUAAUUGCUCUGAUAAAGAUUUUGUUUAACUCCUGAGUGGCACAGCGGUCUAAGGCACUGCAUCUCAACGUUAGAGGCGUCACUACUGGUUGGAAACCAGUAUCACAACUGGCCAUGAUUGGGAGUCCCAUAGGGCGGCGCACAAUUGGCCCAGCGUUGUCCGGGUUUGGCCAGUGUAUGCCAUCAUUGUAAAUAAGAAUUGGUUCUUAACUGACUUGCCUAGUUAGAGAAAGGUUAAAUACAAUUAAAAUAAAUAAUAAUAAUUACAACUCUAAAAGAUAGGUGUAAAAAUGAUUGCCACCUCUGUUUGCAGUAGGCCUACUCCAGUACCCUUGAGAGGAUAACGACACUGUUGAUGCAAUAUAAUUUUUGACCUAAUGGGAUUACAUUUGCAUUUGAUAUAACAAAGUUCAUGUUAAAUGUAAUGAUGGCUGGAAUCUGUGGCAUGUUUAAUUCAAAUAGUUCUUAACUUUUUUUCUAAACUGUUUAAAAACCUCUACAAGAUUGGUGUCCUACCCGCAGGACGGUUGAGCUAACAUAGGCUAAUGUGAUUAGGUUGUAAGUAACAAGACAAUUUCCCAGGACAUAGACAUAUCUGAUAUGGGCAGAAAGCUUAAAUGAUUGGUAAUCUAACUGCACUGUUCAAUUUACAGUAGCUAUUAGAGUGAAAGAAUACCAUGCUAUUGUUUGAGGAGAGUGCACAGUUAUAAACUUGAACACGUAUUAAUAAAUCAAUUAGGCACAUUUGGGCAGUCGUGAUACAACAUUUUGAACAUCAAUACAAAGGUUCAUUGGAUCAGUCUAAUACUUUGAACAUUCACUGCUGCCAUCUAGUGGCCAAUAUCUAAAUGGCGCCUGGGCUGGAACAAUACAUUAUGGCCUUUCUCUUGCAUUUCAAAGACGAUACAAAAAAAUACAAAAAACACCAUGUUUUUUUCUUUGUGUUAUCUUUUACCAGAUCUACUGUGUUAUAUUCCCCUACAUUAAUUUAACAUUUCCACAAACGUCAAAGUGUUUCCUUUCAAAUGGUAUCAAGAAUAUGCAAAUCCUUGCUUCAGGUUCUGAGCUACAGGCAGUUUUGGGUAUUUCAAUUUAGGCGAAAAUUGGGGGGGAAAUGGUUAGAUCCUUAAAUUAAUGAGAUUGGAGAACAAUUUGGGAGGGAUCUUGGAACAUUCCUCCAUACAGAAUAUUUCCAGAUCCUUGAUAUCCUUUGUCUGAGCUUAUGGACUGCCCUCUUCAAUUCAAACCACAGGUUUUCAAUGGGGUUCAAGUCCGACAGAUGGCCAUUGCAAAAUGUUGAUUUUGUGGUCAAUUAACCAAGACACAGAACAUAAUUGCCCCAUUUUUUGAGCAUACUAUAUAGCUCAGUAUUUAUAUUAUUUAUUUGAUUGUCUUUUAUGCUUAUCUUUUAUCAAGGGUGCCAAUACGUAUGGACCCCAUUGAGGUUCUGCUAUUUACAUUUUGGUCAUUCCUAUUGUCUCUUGAAUCUCUUGUUUUAUAAGGGAAUGAAUAUGCUCAAACAAAAGCCUUGGACGACCUGAUUGAAUGAUUUUUCUUAAGCAUGUACUGUAUAUUUCUCAUAUGGUCAUGCCUGCAGCCGCCUACGCUGUGAAUGGAUAUGAUAACGUUCUCUUUCAUGCUGUAUGGUGGUUCAUGGGGCGGCAGGGUAGCCUAGUGGUUAGAGCAUUGGACUAGUAACCGAAAGGUUGCAAGUUCAAAUCCCCGAGCUGACAAGGUACAAAAUCUGUCGUUCUGCCCCUGAACAGGCAGUUAACCCACUGUUCCUAGGCCGUCAUUGAAAAUAAGAAUUUGUUCUUAACUGACUUGCCUAGUAAAAUAAAUAAAAAAUAAAAUCAUGUCAGUGGGAUGGUGUUCUCCAUGAGCCAUUAUUUCUUCAUCAGUCUAGUACCCUGGACAACAACAUGAACGACGUCAUACUGUACAGUGCCUUACCAUGCCUAGCGUAUUGAAAAACAUUUAUGAGCCAACUACCUAGUUGGUUACUUGGGUAACAUAAUGAUGCUAACUGGCAGUCAAACUUGUAUUUUCAUUUUCUCACCUAUGGCAAUGAUUAUCUGUCAACAUUGUUAUUAAAGACAGAAUUUAUUCAAUGAUUGUCAAAGCAGUCUGCCUCAGAAACCAGCUCAAAGGUUUAACCGUAGGAAGUUAUUGAGAUUGAAAUGAGAGAUAGAGUUGAAUACUGUGCUAUUGCAGCAUGGAGAGCAGUUUAUCUAUGGUGUUUCGAGCGCAUUUUCCAAAGGAACACAUUUCUGUGACAUUGAGUAAGGUUUAUAUUUAUGUUCAAUUCUUUGUUCACUGUUAAUGUGCAAUCAGGGAUUUGCAUGUUAUUCGUUUAUUAUAGGUGUUAAACAUGCUAAUUUAUCAUUUUGAGAGGCAAGUUUCUACGAUAUCAGGUGGUCAAUUUAAUGAAGGGAUUUUAAUCUCUGUUUGUCUAGAAAUUAGUUUCACUCCAGGUUUGCAUUCAUGCAUUUAACAUAAUUAUUAUGUACAGGUUGUCCUGAGACAUGAUUGUGUGAUGGAACACAAUUACUCUCAAAUUGAAUUAACUUAAACUUAAUGAAUUAUAUAUUUGUAAGCAGAGUUUACAUCAUCUUUCUCAUGACAGAAAUCAUUGAUAUAUUAAUAGCCACAUGUACAGGGUUGCAGGUAUGAUUGCAGUGUACAGUGAAAAUCUUAGGCUUUGAGCUCCAACAUGCAGGGCUAGUGAAAUAAAGUAAUGAAAAUGGUAAUAAAACAGUAGAAAUAGCACUAUAUGCAUAACAACAAAUGUCCAUAGUAAAGUCUGUUGAGGGGGUGGAGUGGAAUGACCAUAGGGGGAGUAGCAGCAUGACCAUUGAGUGAAAUAAAAAUUA